UGUCUAAACUUCCAUGUCUGAUGGCAUUUGACCCUAUUGCUUUUAGCUUUCUGGCUAUAAAUCUACAUAUACACAGGUAUAUGUGUAUAUUUUAUACCACUGCUCUCCAUUUGUUGAUAUCAAAGAGAGUUGAAGGAAAUGAAUUUUGAAACGUCACGGUGUGCUACCCUACAGUACUGCCCUGACCCCUACAUCCAGCGUUUCGUAGAAACCCCAGCUCAUUUCUCUUGGAAAGAAAGUUAUUACCGAUCUACCAUGUCCCAGAGCACACAGACAAGUGAAUUCCUCAGUCCAGAGGUUUUUCAGCAUAUCUGGGAUUUUCUGGAGCAGCCUAUAUGUUCAGUUCAGCCCAUUGACUUGAACUUUGUGGAUGAGUCAUCAGAAAAUGGUGCAACUAACAAGAUUGAGAUCAGCAUGGACUGCAUCCGCAUGCAAGACUCAGACCUCAGUGACCCCAUGUGGCCACAGUACACAAACCUGGGGCUCCUGAACAGCAUGGACCAGCAGAUUCAGAACGGCUCCUCGUCCACCAGCCCCUACAACACAGAGCACGCGCAGAACAGCGUCACGGCGCCCUCGCCCUACGCACAGCCCAGCUCCACCUUCGACGCCCUCUCGCCGUCGCCCGCGAUCCCCUCCAACACCGACUACCCGGGCCCACACAGCUUCGACGUGUCCUUCCAGCAGUCCAGCACCGCCAAGUCGGCCACCUGGACGUAUUCCACAGAACUGAAGAAGUUGUACUGCCAAAUUGCGAAGACAUGCCCUAUCCAGAUCAAGGUGAUGACCCCACCUCCUCAGGGAGCUGUCAUCCGCGCCAUGCCCGUCUACAAGAAGGCUGAGCACGUCACAGAAGUGGUGAAGCGGUGCCCCAACCAUGAACUGAGUCGUGAAUUCAAUGAGGGGCAGAUUGCCCCACCUAGUCAUUUGAUUCGAGUAGAAGGGAACAGCCAUGCCCAAUAUGUAGAAGACCCCAUCACAGGAAGACAGAGUGUGCUGGUACCUUAUGAGCCACCCCAGGUUGGCACUGAAUUCACGACAGUCUUGUACAAUUUCAUGUGUAACAGCAGUUGUGUUGGAGGGAUGAACCGCCGUCCAAUUUUAAUCAUUGUUACUCUGGAAACCAGAGAUGGGCAAGUCCUGGGCCGGCGGUGCUUUGAGGCCAGGAUCUGUGCUUGCCCAGGAAGAGACCGGAAGGCGGAUGAAGACAGCAUUAGAAAGCAGCAAGUUUCGGACAGUACAAAGAACGGUGAUGGUACGAAGCGCCCUUUUCGUCAGAAUACACAUGGGAUCCAGAUGACAUCCAUCAAGAAACGAAGAUCCCCAGAUGAUGAGCUGUUGUACUUGCCAGUGAGGGGUCGUGAGACUUACGAAAUGCUGUUAAAGAUCAAAGAGUCCCUGGAGCUCAUGCAGUAUCUUCCGCAGCACACGAUCGAAACGUACAGGCAGCAGCAGCAGCAGCAGCAUCAGCACUUACUUCAGAAACAGACCUCGAUGCAGUCUCAGGCUUCAUAUGGCAACAGCUCCCCACCUCUGAACAAAAUGAACAGCAUGAACAAGCUGCCUUCAGUGAGCCAGCUUAUCAACCCUCAGCAGCGCAACGCCCUCACUCCCACCACCAUUCCCGAUGGCAUGGGAGCCAACAUUCCUAUGAUGGGCACCCACAUGCCAAUGGCUGGAGAUAUGAAUGGACUCAGCCCCACCCAGGCCCUCCCUCCCCCACUCUCCAUGCCCUCCACCUCCCACUGCACCCCCCCACCUCCGUAUCCCACAGAUUGCAGCAUUGUCAGUUUCUUAGCGAGGUUGGGCUGUUCAUCAUGUCUGGACUAUUUCACGACCCAGGGGCUGACCACCAUCUAUCAGAUUGAGCAUUACUCCAUGGAUGAUUUGGCAAGUCUAAAGAUUCCUGAGCAGUUCCGACACGCCAUCUGGAAGGGCAUCCUGGACCACAGGCAGCUCCAUGACUUCUCCUCACCUCCGCAUCUCCUCCGGACCCCAAGUGGGGCCUCGACCGUCAGCGUGGGCUCCAGUGAGACGCGUGGUGAGCGUGUUAUCGAUGCUGUACGCUUCACCCUCCGCCAGACCAUCUCCUUCCCUCCCCGCGAUGAGUGGAAUGACUUCAACUUUGACAUGGAUGCUCGCCGCAACAAGCAACAGCGCAUCAAAGAGGAAGGGGAGUGAAUCCUGCGGGUUGGUUCUUCCCAUCCUUUACCCACCUGCCGAGCCCCCUAGAAGGCGUGCCUGCUUGAUUGUCAAAGCAUUCUCCCUAGCUCUUCCCCUUCUUCUUCUCAGUCCAGCAUCUUAAGGGAAAGAGAAGUGAGAGGCUACUACUUACCUACCAUGUGACCUGGCAUCUGAUUCUGAUUCUGGCUUUAAGCCGUCAAAGCUAUUGCUUGCAGACUGAGUUGUCAUGGUAGAUCGAAGUGAGCAAAUAAAGCAGUGGGUGUAUCUUUAGGCUACAGAGAUCUCUCAUUGACUUUUAUAAAGCAUUUUCAACUUUAUAGUCUAAGACUAUAUAUAUUAUAAAUAUAUAAAUAUACAGUAUAUAUUUUUGGGUGGGGGCAUUGAGUACUGUUUAAAUGUAAUUUAAAGGAAUGGAAAUUGCAUUGCACUUAUCAACUUUAAAAAAAAAUUAACUUCUCUUGGGUAGCUUCACGAUACCCCUUUUCUCAGGGGUAUCGUGGAUGAUGAUGUAGUAAGGAUGUAGAGCUCUAUGACCUGCCUGAUGGGGGACAGUGGUGUAUAUGACCUUUCAAUUCCUUGGAUGCUGAACACAUGCCAUGUUGAGACUUUUGAUAAAACCAUUUGUAUUUACCAUUUCUUACUGUAUGGCGAGACUAUAUAUGUACAUGAUCCUCUAUAUUGGCACAUUUUAUGUUAAUAGCAUCCCUUUCCAUGGUGCUGGUUCACUUUGUGUUUGUCACAAGAAAUAGUUCACAUUCACUUUUCCAAAGGCAAAAGAGCACAUCCUGUUUUGUCUUUGAUCAUGAAUGAGGAAUAUGGGUCAUGGCUAAAAUUCUGAAUAGAUCCAUGGCAUCCAGUUCUAAUGUGAUGCAUCUCAGCAUGUCAGUAACCCCUUUAAAAUUUGAUAUCAGACACUUUAGUAGUUCUUGGGAAAACAUUUGCUGCCAUUACAGAAUCCUUAAAAUCAAAUGUAUCUUGUAGAUUGGUUAACUCAAAUCCACAUUCACUACUCUUGUUAGAAUUCAGGUUGAUGCAGCUGGGAGGAGUGUCAUCUACACAGUUCUUACAGUGGAGCUGUAGUGUCUCUUAAGACAUUAUAGGAAACAUAAGCAUGACUCCAAAAUAUUAAGUGUCUACUAAAUACUGAGAUAACUCAUAAAACUGUGAAUUGAAAUUUCUGAAAGAUGCUUUGAAACAUGGAUAAUAGGUGGUAAAGGUUUCAUUUAAAGUCCCUCACAAAACUUUGGAAGUUUGUUUACUUUUUGUCUUCAGGGUUAAACAUAGCACAGUGAUCUGGGAAAUAUGAAAUCUUGAGAUGAAAUGUCCUAUGGCAUCAUUUGCAGUUACUGUCUUUUGUGAUCAGUAAGAGUUCUAGUUCAUCAGAAAGUAACUGUGAGCACCAAAUUUUCUAUCUGACCCCUUUCAGGCUAUGUGUAGACUUCACAAUGUUUCCACAAUCCUUCAAGAAUGAUGUUUAGAUCACAUCUAAAGAGAAUUGCCUUAGAACUUCCAGCAACAUGAAAAUGACAAUAUCCCUGUAGAUGUUUUGUAAACAUGCUUUGUAACCAAUACAUAUUUUUUCAACAUACAAAACAAAUAUUUGGAUAUACGCUAAUCUUGUCUAAAAUUUUCCCAUGUAUGUUCAUAAGGUCUAUUGUUGCACAUAAGCUUCCAUGUUAAAAGUGCAAAAGGGCUCAUGUGGCUGUCACAUGUAAUCUAGGAAGCUCAUCACAAAAUGUGUACAUAUUUUGCCUGUGAAAUUGUAUACCUUUUUUCUUCUUGGGAUUAUAGGUUUUCCAGAGCCAUAGAUGAAAAGCGUUUUUGUAUUUUUUUCUAUUUUCGUGGAUGAGCGAGUUGACAAGACUAUAAAGUCCGCUAAGAUACAUAGCAGUGAUUGUCAGAUGGGGGGGAGGAACACUUGUUUCUUAUUGUGUUUGUAUGUGUGUAUGUGUGUGUGCGAUAAAGAAAGUGAGUCCUUGAUUUCAACAUUUUAUUGUGCUUAAAUGAUUGUAAGCACUGUUAAUUUCUGAAACAAGCAUGCAGCUUUGAAAAUUCACUAGAAGAAAGUUGAAAGCUAUGUCUUGGUCAUGGUAGGGGGACAAAUAGCUUCUUCUAUUGUCCUGAGGGUUUGAAUAAACCUAGGACUUCUGAAUGAUUUCAGCACUGUUCAACUCAAAAAUUCCUGUCCAGUAUCUCAAGAAGUUGAUUUUAGCCAUAGAGGCCACACAUCCAGUGGCAACUUCCACUCCUCGAAUGUAAGAGUAGCCAGGACAAGGAAGAGAAAGUACUGAGAGCAGACAGCGGGAAAUGAGGUCCACGGAGUUCUGUAGCUUCCAUGCAGCUACCUGAAGAAUAAUAUGAGUGUUGUUUGCAGAAGGUUAUGGACGGAAAUAGACAGAGGAAUUCUCUUUAUUAAAUCUACUUACUUUUGUUGUGUUUGUAUUCCCCUAAAAUAUAGUACUUAGAAAUGUUGAAUAUUAAAGAAAUGUGGGGUUUUUUAUUAUUUUUUAUAAUUGUACAAAAAUUAAGCAAAUGACAGAAGUUUUAUAUGCUUAUUCAUGUUUUCAAAAGUUUCUUAUAGAUGUGAUGCUUUUUUUUUUUAAAGCUUUGGUUGCUUGUCUUUUGUUAUUUUUAUGUUACGGGCUUUUAGAGAGCCAGAAGGCAAAUCUAUAAGCCACUAAUUUGUCAAGAUCUGCAAUACAAUUUUAAAAUU
Messenger RNA from Heterocephalus glaber (naked mole-rat), 4897 nucleotides. RefSeq names its product tumor protein p63 (gene Tp63). The record is from RefSeq and is a predicted model, not a curated record. Gene Ontology annotation, cellular component: nucleus. Lineage: Eukaryota; Metazoa; Chordata; Mammalia; Rodentia; Bathyergidae. Gene Ontology annotation, molecular function: RNA polymerase II cis-regulatory region sequence-specific DNA binding; protein binding; DNA-binding transcription factor activity, RNA polymerase II-specific. Gene Ontology annotation, biological process: regulation of transcription by RNA polymerase II; apoptotic process; protein tetramerization.